Cryphonectria parasitica EP155 is the source of this 1512-nucleotide messenger RNA. Its product is annotated as WD40 repeat-like protein. The transcript has a single exon. NCBI's taxonomy places the organism in Eukaryota, Fungi, Ascomycota, Sordariomycetes, Diaporthales, Cryphonectriaceae. The coding region runs from base 1 to 1512 and encodes 503 amino acids. Gene Ontology annotation, molecular function: protein binding. The record is from RefSeq and is a predicted model, not a curated record.
AUGUCGAAACGUGCGGGUGAGCACGAGGAUGGCCCCCUCAAGGCUGGGCAUCGUCCAGAUGCAAUGGACAUGGACAUUGACACCGACAACGCCAACAACGACAAGGACAUGGGGGAGUUUGAAGACGAGUUUGAGGAUGAGUUCGAGAGCGAGGACGAAGUUCUUGAGGCGGGCGUCGACGGGAGACCAGAUGCCGAGAGGGAAAGAGAACAGGCCGAGAUGGACGUCGACAACCCCUCGGGCUCUGCUGGACCGUCCGCCUUCAUCGUUGGCAGAUCCAAGCUUGAGCCUGGCCAGACCCUCGCGCCCGACCCGUCUACCUACCACAUGCUCCACAACCUGUCGACGCCGUGGCCCUGCCUGUCCUUCGACAUAAUACCCGACGCCCUCGGCGACAAUCGCAAGGUCUACCCAGCCACCAUGUACACGGUCUCUGGCACCCAGGCCGAGGGCCUGCGGGCGCAGGAGAACGCCCUCAUGGUUAUGAAGUUUGCCGGUCUGAGCAAGAUGGACCGCGGGGAUGACGGCAGCGACGAUGAAGAGGACGACGAGGACGACGACGAGGACGCAGAACCCAUCCUCGAGUCUAAGUCCAUUCCGCUGUCGUCCACGACGAACCGCAUCCGCGCCCACCAGUCACCCGCUCCAGGCGCAUCCUCUGGGGCCCCGACCACCCUCGUCGCGACCAUGACUGAGUCCUCUCAUGUCUACAUCCACGACAUCACCCCUCAUCUGGCCAGCUUCGACACCCCUGGCACCAUCAUCUCCGACAAGCAGAACAGACCGCUGUCCACUAUCCGCGCACACAAGUCGGAGGGGUAUGCGGUGGACUGGUCACCCCUGUCUCCUGCGGGCAGGCUUGCCACCGGUGACAACGACGGUCUCAUCUACAUUACUACCCGAACCGACGGUGGCGGCUGGGUCACGGACACCCGGCCCCUGACCGGCCACACAGGUAGCGUCGAGGAGAUCCAGUGGAGCCCCAGCGAGGACAAGGUCUUCUCGUCUGCCUCGUCCGACGGUACAAUCCGCAUCUGGGACAUACGGAGCAAGAGCCGCAAGCCCAUGAUCACCAUGCAGGUCAGCAAGGCCGAUGUCAACGUCAUGAGCUGGAGCAAGCAGAGGUCCAACCUGCUCGCCUCGGGCGAUGACGACGGUGUCUGGGGCGUAUGGGACCUGCGCCAGUGGAAGCCCAACGCUACCGAGAAGCCCACCCCCGUCGCAAGCUUCGACUACCACAAGGAACAGAUCACGAGUGUCGAGUGGCACCCGACCGACGACAGCAUCGUCGCCGUGGCCGCCGGCGACAACACCGUCACCCUCUGGGACCUGGCCGUCGAGUUGGACGACGAGGAGAGCAAGGACACCGCAGGCGUGCAGGAUGUCCCACCCCAGCUGCUGUUUGUGCACUACCACGAGCAGGCCAAGGAAGUCCACUGGCACCCUCAGAUUCCCGGUACCCUGGUGGCCACCGGCCAAGAGUUCAGCAUCUUCAAGACCAUCAGCGUCUAG